This is a messenger RNA of Tricharina praecox, 712 nucleotides long. RefSeq lists its product as uncharacterized. The record is from RefSeq and is a predicted model, not a curated record. Bases 161 to 664 code for a protein of 167 amino acids. The transcript has a single exon. Lineage: Eukaryota; Fungi; Ascomycota; Pezizomycetes; Pezizales; Pyronemataceae.
UGCGUGGGGGUAUUGCUUUUUUUUUUGGGGGCCCUUUUUUUUCUUCUCAUUUGUCGCUUUUCUUCGUUGUCACCAUCUUCAUCUUCAUUGACAUCAUCAUUAUAUUGGCUGGUUUAGUUCAUUCAUCUUUUUUUUUUUUUCUUUUUUCUUUUUGGGACUCAUGGGUUGGUUGGUCUACGAGAGAAGGUGUUCUUGCUGUUGUUGGUUCAUGACUGCGUGGUUGUGGGGGGUAGGGGGGCGAGGCGAAAUGGGCAUGUAUCCGGAGCUAUGGCUGGGCUUGGGCUUGGAGGACACACACCACACACACAGCAGGUCAGGUGUUGUAGGGGGCAAGGCAAGGCUGCGAUAUGGGUUGUUUCUGUCAUCUUUCUGUCACUUUGUCACUUUGUAUGGUUUUACAAUUUUCUUGCUCCCCCUCGAUCGAACUCGCGGUGUCGUCACAUGUUGUCUCCCGGGGGAGGGGGGGGGGGGGGGGGGGGGGGGGGGGGGGGGUUUAUCUCGUUUUCUGUUUCUUCUUUCUUGUAUGUUUUUAUUCUUUAUUUUCGCGCUUACUCAAAGAUACGGCUGGCACUGCUGCAUGGAAACGCAUCGCACGGAAACGCAUCGAUUGAAUUGCUGGAGUUUGUUGGUAUUUCCUACGGCAUCGGAUUUUGUUUCGUUGUGAGGGUUACAAAAAAUUCCAGCCUGCGGUACUCGGGUGGUCGGGUGGGAC